Molecule: messenger RNA, 3399 nt
Organism: Zonotrichia leucophrys gambelii
Lineage: Eukaryota; Metazoa; Chordata; Aves; Passeriformes; Passerellidae
Gene: ADRB2
Product: adrenoceptor beta 2
Exons: 2
Coding region: 194-1402 (402 amino acids)
Biological process (GO): negative regulation of smooth muscle contraction; adenylate cyclase-activating adrenergic receptor signaling pathway; norepinephrine-epinephrine-mediated vasodilation involved in regulation of systemic arterial blood pressure
Cellular component (GO): plasma membrane
Molecular function (GO): norepinephrine binding; beta2-adrenergic receptor activity
Source: RefSeq, a predicted model, not a curated record
CAGAGCCGGGACACGGCCGGGACGGGAGCGGUGCCCGGUGCCCCAGCCGAGCGGCCCCGCACCUGUCCCGUAUGCGCGGCUCCCGGAGCGGCGCCGCGGCGGCGGAGCGCUGAGCGGAGCCCCGAGCGGAGCCCUGAGCGGAGCCCUGAGCGCAGCCGAGCCGCCCCCGCCGCCCCGGGGCUGUCGCCGGGCCAUGGCCGCGGCGGGGACGGAGCUGCCCGGCGGCAACGCCAGCGCCAACCAGAGCGCCGCCGAGCCCACGGUGUCGCGGGACGUGUGGAUGGUGGGCAUGGGCAUCCUGAUGUCGCUGAUCGUGCUGGCCAUCGUCUUCGGCAACGUGCUGGUGAUCACGGCCAUCGCCCGCUUCCAGCGCCUGCAGACCGUCACCAACUACUUCAUCACCUCGCUGGCCUGUGCCGACCUGGUCAUGGGGCUGGCCGUGGUGCCCUUCGGAGCCUGCCACAUCAUCAUGGAGAUGUGGAAGUUUGGGAACUUCUGGUGUGAGUUCUGGACCUCUCUGGAUGUGCUGUGCGUCACGGCCAGCAUCGAGACCCUGUGUGUCAUCGCCGUGGACCGGUACUUCGCCAUCACCUCCCCGUUCAAGUACCAGAGCCUGCUGACCAAGGGCAAGGCACGUGUGGUCAUCCUGGUGGUGUGGGUGGUGUCGGGCCUGACCUCCUUCCUGCCCAUCCAGAUGCACUGGUACCGGGCAGACCACGAGGACGCCAUCCGCUGCUACCAGGACGAGAUGUGCUGCGACUUCUUCACCAACCAAGCCUACGCCAUCGCCUCCUCCAUCAUCUCCUUCUACGUGCCCCUCGUGGUCAUGGUCUUCGUGUACGCCAGGGUCUUCCAGGUGGCCAAGAAGCAGCUGCAGAAGAUCGACAGGAGCGAGGGGAGGUUCCACACCCAGAACAAGGAGCAGGAGCAGAAAGGGGGAGCCGGGCACCGCCGCUCCUCCAAGUUCUUCUUGAAGGAGCACAAGGCCCUCAAAACCCUGGGCAUCAUCAUGGGCACCUUCACGCUGUGCUGGCUGCCCUUCUUCAUCGUCAACAUCGUGCACGUCAUCCAGGACAACAUCAUUCCCAAGUACCUGUACAUCCUCUUGAACUGGCUGGGCUACGUCAACUCCGCCUUCAACCCCCUGAUCUACUGCCGGAGCCCCGACUUCAGGUACGCCUUCCAGGAGCUGCUGUGCCUGCGCAGGUCCGCCCUCAAGAUGUACGCCAACGGCUACUCCAACAGCAACGGCCGCAGCGACUACAACGAGGAGGACAACGGCUACCCCCUGGCCCCGGAUAAAACCUGCGAGCUGCUCUGCGAGGAGGGCUCCUUCCCUCGCCCCGAGCACUUUUUGCAUGGCAAAGAGAUCCCUGGAUGCCCAGGAAUGGUGGAGAGCUGAACCAACCUCUGUUCCUCGCCUCCCUGAGCUGUGAGGGCUCUGCAGAGAUGGAGUGGGAGCACAGCUUCUCCUCCCUGAGCCAGGGGAUGCUGUGGGAAGUGACUGCCUUGGCAAGGUCCUCAUCCCAACCCAUCACCCACCGCGCAGCACCUCCAGGAGAAGCUGGGCAAGGACCACCACGGGACCAGAAGAGGCUCUGAGAGCCUUGGAGGACACCAGGAAGCCACAGGAACUGAAGGAGGUGGUUUGGACAUUUAUCCAAACCAUGACAAACGUGCUGAGGGGUUUUUCCCCUUGGAAAAGCCUUUCCAGAAGGGAGCACCAGGCCCAGUGUGGGCUCCAGCUGGAUUGGAAGAGGCACAGCCGGGUCUGAGGGCCAGGUCAGGAGCCCAGCAGGUCAUGGCAGCCUGUCCUCUGCUGGGUGGGGUUCCAGGUGCAGCAGGAAUCUGUCCAAGACCAAGAGACAGGAGCAUGGAAGAUUCCUUCGAUUUAUUCUGUGCUUGUUUCUCCUUCUGGUGUCUUCUCUGUCUACCUCUUCUCCUCUAAGAGCUUGGAGGGCCCUGGCUGUCCCCAAGGAACAGCAGGAUUGGCACAGGGCAGGAAUGGGGCCUUUCUUCUCUCCUUGCUCCAAAAAAUCUCCAGCUGUCCUGCCUUGGGAAGGCUGGGACCUGGCAAUCCUUCUCCUUGCAGGAAGUCCCAUUUCAGCAGGACCAGCCACCCUUGGGAGCCAGGAUUUCCCACCUGAGGCUCAGAAUGAGACAGAACAUCCAUGGCAGAGCAUCCAUGGCAGAGCAUCCAUGGCACAUCCAUGGCACAGCAUCCAUGGCACAACAUCCAUGGCAGAGCAUCCAUGGCACAACAUCCAUGGCAGAACAUCCAUGGCACAACAUCCAUGGCAGAGCAUCCAUGGCACAUCCAUGGCAGAGCAUCCAUGGCACAACAUCCAUGGCAGAGCAUCCAUGGCACAACAUCCAUGGCACAACAUCCAUGGCACAUCCAUGGCAGAGCAUCCAUGGCACAACAUCCAUGGCACAACAUCCAUGGCACAACAUCCAUGGCAGAGCAUCCAUGGCACAGCAUCCAUGGCACAUCCAUGGCAGAGCAUCCAUGGCACAACAUCCAUGGCACAACAUCCAUGGCACAACAUCCAUGGCACAUCCAUGGCACAACAUCCAUGGCACAUCCAUGGCACAACAUCCAUGGCACAACAUCCAUCCCUCUCCUGCAGCUUAGGGAAGGAGCACACCAAACUCUUGACUUUGGAUUGUGGAAAACUCACUAAGCAGAGGAAGAGAUGGAGGGACUUGUGGCCUCAGGCAGAAAAGAGCAGGAAAAACUGGCUGGAAACCAUAAAAACGUGCACCUUGGACUGGCAGGUGGUGGCCCAGCUGCAGCUCUGUGGUCACUGAGCUGGUACUGAACUGUGGGAGCCCCAUCUCAGACCUUCCCCUUGGGCUUCCAGCUGCAGAACUUUCCCUCCAGUGCAACCCUAUUUAUUUAUUUAUUGUGAAGCUGCUAAAGAAGCCCUCUCCAAGGCCAGGCUGGGCAGGGCUUGGAGCCACCUGGGACAGUGGAAGGUGUCCCUGGCCAUGGCAGGGGUGGGAAUUAAAUGAUCUUUAAUGAAUUGAAUGAUCUUUAAUGAAUUAAAUGAUCUUGAAUGUCCCUCCCAACCCAGACCAAACAUUAAAAUGAUCUUUACUGUCCCUCCCAACCCUAUGAAUCCAUGGGGAGCAAUCCCUGGCAAGGACAAGUGCUCAGCUCAGCAAAGCCCAGCUUAGCUCUGGCAGUGGGGGAUGAUGCUCCAGUAUUGCUGUGGAAUUGUACUGGGAACGUGUGGGGAAUGAGGAACUGAGCUCUGCCCUGCCUGGGAUCCCACCCAGGGAUGGGGGCACACGGGGGACUGGCAUGGGGGGCUCUGGGUGCAGCUGGAGCACCAGGGGAGGGUCCCAGCUCUGCUCCUGUCACUGAACAAACUGUUCCCACAAAUAAAGAAUGGA